AUGGGAAGCAUUUUGAAGAACGUCGCGGUCGUUGGGGCCAGCGGCAGCGUUGGCAACAUUAUUCUCGACGCGCUUAUCUUCUCGGCCAGCUUUUCUGUCACUGUCAUUUCCCGCAAAGAGAGCGAGGCACUCUUUCCCGAAGGGGUCACUGUUCUCAAGUCCGACUUCUCGGAAGCCAGUCUGGAGGCUGCCUUCCGGGGACAGGAUGCCGUGGUCUCAGCAGUAGGAGCCACGGCUUUCAGCGAGCAGAAGGCAUUCGUUGAUGCGGCCAUUCGCGCUGGAGUUCAGCGCUUCAUCCCCUCUGAAUUUUCCGCGAGUAGCCAGAGUGACGCUGUGCUGCAGUUGCUACCUCUACUCGAGCAGAAGAACAAAUUGAUCAAGUACUUGAAGAGUAAGAAAGCUUCGGGCUUGACCUGGACUGGGAUUGCCACAUCGGGCUUAUUCGACUGGGGUCUUCGGAACGGCUUCUUGGAAUUCGAUAUCUCCACCCGCACCGCUACGAUCUGGGAUGGAGGGGACAAAAGCUUUACUUUGACCAAUGAGAAGCAGCUAGGGCGGUCGGUGAUCUCUGUUCUCGAGAAUCCACAGGCAACUAGCAACCAGUAUCUUUAUGUCGCUUCUGUGGAGACGACCCAGAAUGAAAUUGUCAAGACUCUGGAACAGGUGACUGGCGCUCGAUGGACUAUCAAAAGUACCACCACGAACGAGCAGGUCAGUGCUGCUGUCGAGAAGCUCACUGCCGGUGAUUUCAGUGGUGCCCUUGCGCUGGUUCCGGCCACCUGUUUUGGGAACACGCCUGGUCUUUGUGCAAACUACGUCAAGGAGCAGAAGCUUGCAAAUGAUAUGCUAGGACUGGAGAUGGAAAGUGUCCAGGAUACCAUUAUGCGCGUUGUACAGUAG
Molecule: messenger RNA, 900 nt
Organism: Penicillium maclennaniae
Lineage: Eukaryota; Fungi; Ascomycota; Eurotiomycetes; Eurotiales; Aspergillaceae
Product: aromatic alcohol reductase
Exons: 3
Coding region: 1-900 (299 amino acids)
Molecular function (GO): oxidoreductase activity
Source: RefSeq, a predicted model, not a curated record